CAUCCGAUACGGACUAUCUGGAACAACCAAUUUCACCAUUUCUCAAUCGGGACAAAUCAGCACAGUGGGAACUCUCCAGGGACCGCUGCUUCUGCCGUUCCGUGUGACUGCCACCGGUCCGGACGGAACAUCGGUUGGUGCGGACGUGCAGGUAUCCGUCCCAUCCUGUCUAGUUCCGACGCAGCCCACCCAGCCACCUCCAGUAACACCAGCGACCGUCACACCGACCUUCGCACAAUCCGCGUAUACAUUUACGAUCGCGUGCCCAAGUUCCGCCAAUAUUCUCAUUGGAACCAUUACGGCGCAAUAUUCCCAGCCGCAGAAUUUGGUAUACUCAUUGUUUAAUUCCAAUGAGUUCUCCGUUGACAAUUUUGGAGAAAUUCGGAGCACUGUGUUACUGAGUCCGGCAACUUCCUAUACUUUUGCUCUUAUCGCUACCGACGCGAGAAAUGCCGCCGCGGUAGCGAUUACCCGGGUGACGGUAGAAGUUAGUCCUUGUGGUGGUCAAACAACACCGCCUUCCAUAUUUGCCACCACUCCCGAACAGUUAAUUGGAUUUAACCAAGCAGCAUACGCUUUCACUACCACUUGCCAAGUUCCCGCGAACCAGAUUAUCGGAAAUGUUCAGGGAUACGGAACUGGAAUUCGGUACAGUCUAACCGGCACAAACACCUUUACUAUCUCGCCGACGGGUCAGAUUAGUACCUUGGGGCCAUUGCAAGGGCCACAGGUAAUACCAUUCCAAGCCACAGUCAGCGCUCCGGAUGGCACAUCCUUCAGCGUUACCGUUAACAUUUCCAUUCCGCCUUGUCUUGGUCCGACACUGCCGCCGCUGGUGACACCGGGUCAACUGGUUUCCACUCCGACACCCAACGCUGCGCCAUACUUUACCAAUCCCACAUAUACUUUCACGAUGGUGUGCAAUAGUCAGCCGGGAACAUCAAUUGGAUCAGUUUAUGCCAUCGAUGAUAGCUCACAAGUCGUAUAUUCUGUUCAAUCGCCAAGUUUCACCAUUAACCGAUCGUCUGGUGAAAUAUUCACAUCUUCCCCGAUUACAUCCAACACGCCCAUUACGUUCACGGUUACAGCGUCGGAUAACCAAGGACUAACUGGUCAAGCCAGCGUGACAGUUUCCGUAAAUGGAUGCGGCGUACCAACACCGAGUGUGCCAGUGAUCAAUCAACCAACCGCGAUUACUGUCAGUGUGUGUGAUCCAGCGACGAACAUGGUCGUGCCGGGUAUGGCGUUAGGAUUUGUAUCGGCAUCCAGUCCUUCCGCUGGCAAUGGACCAGCAGGUGGACUCCAGUUUACAAUAUUAAAUGACCGGAGAUUUUCUGUGAAUUCCGCUACGGGACAGAUUUCGGCUGCGGCCACCUUAGACAGUGGUAGUUAUUUGUUCCAAGUGCAAGUGGUUGAUCCGCGAUUACCCCAACUGAGCAGCAGCGCCACGUUCACUGUUAUUGUCGAUUGCACUUCGAUAACCUACCGACCAUGCAAUCCGGCAUCCGUGGAAGCGACUGUCAGCGAAGGGGCUGCGGUUGGAGUAACCGUGAUCACUCUGUCUGGGAAUAACGUAGCGCCCGUUAACAAUCGUCCCUAUUCCUCUCCGUACACCUCCUCAUCGUCUUCCUAUUACAACAACAUCCCCACCUAUUAUUCUCAGCAAGCCUCUUUCCCCAGCGAGCAAUAUGCCAUCCCUCCAACAGCUUACUACGGGAAUUAUCCUAGUGCCGGUGGAUUAGGAGGUAAUUCCAACAGCUUGUCGGACCAGUAUGCAUCGUUGGGCGGAUCCGGUCGUGGCUAUCGCGCAUUACCCAUGCUGCGGCGGGCUGCUCCGCCUCGGAUGGUUUUCCGCGAACGACGCCAAACGGGAGGCAGUCUCUUAGCCUCACUUCAGUCGCCCGUGGGCUCGGCAUUUGCCGGAAAUGGAAUGGGUGGAAGCACCGGUGUCCAGGGAUGGAGUAUUCUGCAAGCCAGUGUGCCGGGUCAAUUUCGAGUCGACGCAAAUUCUGGACGUGUUUAUGUUGCCCAGCCACUCGACCGGGAACGAACGGACAGUUACGUGCUACGAGUGCGCAAUUCCUACGGAAACCAAGCGUGCGUCACACGGGUGGGAAUCGAUGUGCUGGACGUUAACGAUAAUGCGCCUAUUUUUAAUAAUGCAACAUACGCCUUCACUGCCCCUUGUGGAACUUCCAGCGCUUUAAUUGGAGUCGUUACGGCAAGAGAUGCGGAUAGCGGGUUACGCGGUUUUGUCACAUAUUCGAUACUGAAUUCGGAUAACAGCGUUUUUACGAUUGACACAUUCAGUGGCGAAAUUCGAUCGAGGACAUCAAUCGGCGCUGGAGCAUUACCGCAAUCAUUGACGAUACAAGCGGAUAACCCCACAACACCUUCGCGCUCAACAACCACCACCGCGACAGUAAAUCCCGGUGCGGGCUGCUAAAGUUCCUUCAUGCAUCUGACAAGAAAUGCAACUAAGGAACUGACAACUGUGAUGCGCAUGACUCUGCCCAGUGGCCGCUGUGUACAAUAUUUUGUCUGUUUUUGUAGCGAUUGGCAUGGUUUAAGGACUGCUUGUUAAAUCGUCCAUACAAUACUGUGUAUGUAUGUGCGAAUGCUGUUAUGAUCUCGUUUUGGGUUUUGGGAAAAAUCGGGAGAAAUGUGGGAUAAUUGGUUUCUGCGCUUACGUUUCAUUCUCUCAGUGAAUCAAGUA
Molecule: messenger RNA, 2716 nt
Organism: Paramacrobiotus metropolitanus
Lineage: Eukaryota; Metazoa; Tardigrada; Eutardigrada; Parachela; Macrobiotidae
Product: protocadherin Fat 4-like
Exons: 17
Coding region: 914-2446 (510 amino acids)
Biological process (GO): homophilic cell-cell adhesion
Cellular component (GO): catenin complex; plasma membrane
Molecular function (GO): cadherin binding; calcium ion binding
Source: RefSeq, a predicted model, not a curated record